Molecule: messenger RNA, 1041 nt
Organism: Nakaseomyces glabratus
Lineage: Eukaryota; Fungi; Ascomycota; Saccharomycetes; Saccharomycetales; Saccharomycetaceae
Gene: NCA3
Product: SUN family protein NCA3
Biological process (GO): fungal-type cell wall organization
Cellular component (GO): cell surface; fungal-type cell wall
Source: RefSeq, a predicted model, not a curated record
AUGAAAUUUAACUGUGUUCUAUUAGCCGCUUUCAUGGUCGCUGCCGCUCCUUCCCCUAAACAUGACCAUGAGGACAGACACGCCAUCAAGAGAGACGUCGAUGUGGUCACCGUCGUUGAGUAUGUCGGUGCCGAUGACGGUAACGGUUUCGAUGUCAAGACAUCCACUAAGGCCCAACCAUCCAGCGUCGCCACUUCUACCAGAAAGACUCUGCAGCCUUCCUCCUCCUCCUCCUCUUCCUCUUCCUCUAGCAACGGUGGUAGCGGUUCUUUCAAAGACGGUACCAUCCCAUGCUCCCAGUUCCCAAACGUGGACAACGUUGUCGCUGUCGACUGGGUCGGCCUGGGUGGCUGGGCCUCCGUCAUGAACUUCGACGGCUCCUACGGCCAGUCCUGUUCCGACGGCUUAUACUGCUCUUAUGCUUGUAAGCCCGGUUACUCCAAGACCCAGUGGCCUUCCGAACAACCUUCCGACGGUAAAGCCAUCGGUGGUCUGCUGUGUAAGAACGGUUACUUGUACCGUACCAACACCAACGCUGACUCCCUAUGUCAGCAGGACAUCCAAUCCGCUAACGCCAAGAACACCCUAGGUAAGUCUGUCGCGCUAUGUAGAACCGACUACCCGGGCUCUGAGAACAUGGUCGUCCCAACUGUCGUGGACGCCGGCUCUAGCCAGCCUAUGUCAGUGAUCGACAGUGACUCUUACUACCAAUGGCAAGGCAAGAAGACCUCCGCUCAGUACUACGUCAACAACGCCGGUGUCUCCAAGGAGCAAGGUUGUGUCUGGGGUGAUGCUGCCAGCGGCAACGGUAACUACGCUCCAUUGAUCUUCGGCUCCGGUAAGAGCAACGGUGUCACUUACUUGUCCAUCACCAAGAAUCCAAACAGCAACAGCGCUGCUAACUUCAACGUCAAGAUCGAAGGUGCCGACGGCGCCGAUGUCGGCGGUACGUGUGUCUACGAAAAUGGCCAGUUCUCCUCAGGCUCCGACGGGUGCACCGUCGCUGUCAAGUCAGGUGUCGCUAACUUCAUCUUCUACUAG